UGGCAGAAUUUCGAGACUAGCAUUUCAAUAGACAACAAAAAAUACAAAGAAAACUUUAAAAAUUGGUGAUCACUUUAAUUCAAUCCUAAGUUCUCCCUCUGAAUCCUCUCCUAGGGUUAAGGCGGUUAAGCUAACAGAAUAGUUAUUGAAAUGGCCGUUCUUAGAGUUACGGCAAGCAUGAUAACUAGAGAAAUCUUCCGUCCGGUAUUGCUGUUUCCACAAACGUUGAGGAGCUUAUCUCACUUACCGUCGCGGCCGGCUGGUUCCCAGUUCAGCGGGGUCCAUCUUCCAGUCGUCUCACGCGGCAUCAGUUAUUGCCCGGUCCGGUGCUCUGCGGCGUCUAAUGAAAAUGCCACCGGAGAGAAAAAGGCGCCGGCUAGGUUGGCUCUGGUUCAGGAGUUUUUGGUUGCUGCUAACGAGCGUGCUCAAUCCGCUGGAAAUGAACCUAUUCCCAAAAUCACUCUUGAUCAUGUUACAGUGAACUUUGCAAGAAGUGGUGGCCCUGGAGGUCAAAAUGUUAAUAAAGUAAAUACCAAGGUGGAUAUGCGGUUCAAUGUUAGAAAUGCACAUUGGCUCAGUGAAAGGGUCAAGGAGAGGAUCAUGCAAAUGGAAAAGAAUCGGAUCAACAAGGAUGGGGAACUUGUAAUUUCAUCAACGAGGACUCGUACUCAAAAGGGCAACAUUGAAGAUGCUUUGGCGAAAUUACAGGUAUUCAUGAGACUAAUAAAGAAUUUUCAGGCUAUUAUUGAUGAGGCAUCCUAUGUCCCACCACCUCCGUCAGAAGAGACAGUGAAGAAGAUUACUAAGUUGGCAGCUAUUGGGGAGCAAAAGCGUCUUGACAAGAAGAAAGCACAUUCACAGAAGAAGGCUUUUAGAAGAAGCCGAGACAGUUGGGACUGAGUUAUUAGCGCAUGAGCUGUGUGCUGCAAUUUUUGCAGUGAAUCGAUGAUUAAGCUGAAUGUAUAGAUGCAGAUGUUCAGCACCAUUUCUGUGUUUCCUGGGUUAUCAUCGUGAAAACAAAAUCUUCCAUGUGUCUAGAGUUUCUUGAUAUGACUAUUACACAAGACAGUGGAAGUGAUCUAAAUUCCCGCCAUCAACCAGUUAGGGAAGUAGGAUGCUGCAGGAAGAAGGAUUACACCUCGUUCAUUUUUACUAGUUGCAGUACGUACUGCAUCCAGAUAUAGAUAUUACAGAGCCCAAUUAAUUUCUGCUUGUACUAUUAUUUUGUUCGGGAGCCUUCAUAUGGAUGUAAAUUUGGCAGUCGGACAGAUUUUCUGUCUGUCCAAAAAAAGAAAAAUAUGCAUUUUACUUGGGACUAUCACCUAGCAAUUGUCUGCAGCAUUUGUGCUUCUGAAACUGUGAAAUGACCUAUAUUUUUGUUGAUU
Coffea arabica (coffee) is the source of this 1385-nucleotide messenger RNA. RefSeq lists its product as uncharacterized. The record is from RefSeq and is a predicted model, not a curated record. Gene Ontology annotation, molecular function: translation release factor activity. Lineage: Eukaryota; Viridiplantae; Streptophyta; Magnoliopsida; Gentianales; Rubiaceae. Gene Ontology annotation, biological process: translational termination.